Molecule: messenger RNA, 3465 nt
Organism: Dermacentor andersoni
Lineage: Eukaryota; Metazoa; Arthropoda; Arachnida; Ixodida; Ixodidae
Source: RefSeq, a predicted model, not a curated record
UGUGUACUUCACUUUGAAAGACGCGUGAAAGAAAAGUAGCGAUGUCGUCCGAUAAAUGUACUUUUUUUUCGUAGUAAGUGAGGUUUAGUUCAGAUUAUUUGGCGGAUAUAUAGCACGGGCAAUCGGGGCGCCUCUGCUGGCGUUCAAAACUUUGUACAUUACCGUAAAGCUAGUGGCGGACUCAUACAUCUCGUUUUUUCUUGAUAUGCGGUAUCAUUUUAAAGGAAACACCGACGUGACAAAAUUUUUAUGAGUUUCCUUUCUUUUAUUGGCAUUAAGUGCGCAUGCGCGGUGAUUCAACAACGCACAGUCGACAAUACACGCCAGUUAUAGGACAUCGAAACAUCAGGCAUGGCUGAAGAAAGCAGCAAAGAGUACACGCCUCCUGUGUUUAGUAUAAUGGACGAAGCAAACCCAAGUACAAGCCGUGACGGUACCCAGGACGCUUCAUCUACUUUGGGCGCCUGCACAACGAUUUUUGAGGACGCCUGGCGUUUCCAAGGGAAUACGGAGCCAAGGCCAAUAGCCGAUGAGACUUACAACCUCGACGGUGUCAUUGACAAUGGCAGCACUAGUUACCUGCUCCUGGGUUCCAUCAGCAGCAUCGAUCACGCAAGGCCCAGCACAAGCCGCACUGGCAUGCAGGAAGCAUCAGCCAAUUCUGAAGAUGGCACCGCGAAUGCUUCUGGAACCGGAGAAGGGGAACAGCAAGAGUUCUGCGCUGUAUCUGGCAAGGUUUCCAGCAUACAGGAUGUCUUACCCGGCCACGCCAACGGACACACGCUCGAUAAAGCCCCCAUUUCCAAAGAAUGUGAUCAAUCGUCUGUGAUGAAGUCGAACCGGAAAUGCGAAACAUGUGGCAAACUGAUAAGACGGGCUUGCAAUCUAGCUGCACAUUACCGCACGCAUACAGGCGAGAGACCAUACAAGUGCAAAAUAUGUGAUAAAUCGUUCGCGCAUAGAGAGACUCUCCAUAAUCAUCAACAAAUUCACACAGGAGUGAAACUCCACAUCUGCCAAAAAUGUACUAAACCAUUCAAAAGCAAACGGGAACUUACCAUGCAUCUCAGGUCGCAUAGUAGCGACAAGCGUUUCGUUUGCGAAAUCUGUAAUCUCUCCUUUACGCGCAACGAGAGCCUCAGAAAUCACCGCCAAAAAAUUCACGAGGGUAAAAUGCCGUAUGAGUGCAAGCAGUGCGGAUUUCGCUUCGCAAAGAAACAAGGCCUCGACGCACAUCUGUGCCAGAAUAUUACCUGCGAAUUAUGUGGAGAUUCAUUUAGAGAUCCACUUGAACUGAUUGGACACCUCGAGACACACACGGGUGGGCACUCGUAACAGUGUGACUUGUGCGCAAGUGAGGUAAAUCGCCUGUGGCUUUUGUGUAACAACGUAGGGCUGAAGCCAUGCAGGAAAACAAAGCUGGCAUUCGCCAAUAGGAGUGAGAAAAUAACUAAACGCAUCGCAGGCAGAUACCAUUUUCUUUCGACGCUUAAAAUGGCUGAGUAAAAUGCAUGAUGUAAACGAUGCCAUCUGGUAUUUUAGAAAUUACGAGACAAGACUUAUUCGCAGAAAGUAUUUGGGGUUUCUCGAGGUCCAAAGAAUGCUGCCGGUCGUGGCCAGCGUUCGUUGUUUGCAUAACUGCACGUGUUACUCGCGAACGUAGCUUUAGCAAAUUUAUUUUAAGACAAACCUAAAGCGGUGCAAGUUUGUGUUUUGCGUACCUCGAGGGAUUAAAUGUCCGCACAAGGUUCUUGAGUCCACAUUUUCUGAGAAAUUCUUAUCGCAAGCGUUUUGACAGCGGGCUAAUAGUUAAGCUCUAACGGGCCCUCUCCUACCCCAUUUUGGAGUGUGGAUACAAGGUAACAACUCUAAUUAGGAAGCAUUUAAAAAAGGCACUGUUUUCUUGUCAACUAAAAAGUAAUGUCUGCCUUAAUUAAGGUCCUUAGGCCCUGUCGCCUUCCAGACACAGCUUCACGACAGUAUGUAGACACAUUGUGAGCAUGUCAAAAUUUAUUUUCUUUAACUUUUGUUUAACGCAUUGACUAUUUUAGUUCCCUCUGUGUCUCUCGUAUUGAUACCUAAUAGCUUUGUUCUACAUUAUAAACUAAGCCGAUGAUAGUAGUGAGACUCUUUCAGGUUUAAAUUGUUUGGACCUUUACCAUAUAUUUUUCACUACCAGCAUUUUCAGUGUCGUUGUCAGUGUGUUGUAAAACUGACCUGUGUCAGUUUUAGGAGGCAGCUUUAGUUCGGGUGCUUCUAUCUAAAUACAUGCAGAAUGAGAAUUCAUUUUCCUCAGCAACCACUGCACUAACUUUGACGAGGUUUGUUGCAUUUAAAAAAAACCUUAAAAUCUAGUGGCUGUUCGUUUCGAAUUCUUGAGUUAGGUUGUGAAUUUAAAUAAAAAAUUGGCGAAAAUCUAAAAUUUUCAAAAAACGCAAUUAUCAUGUUUACAACUUUGUAACUCAUUAACGAAAAAUGAUAAUACAAUUCUGUGAAAUGCAUCAAAUAGUACAUCCAAAGCGGACAAAUUUGAUAUGUUACACGUGAAUCACAAGAAACCUAAUGAAAUGGAAAUACAGCUUUUGCAGAACCCUUUUAAAAAACGUAAUAUAUUCACGUAAGAUGUAAAACGACCUAUUGAAUUUUCCCGCUUUCAGUGAUCUAAUGGAUGCCGUUCACAGAACCGCCAUAUUUGUUCUUGAAGCAGAGCUAUGAAUUCCGAACUUCCGAAACAUUUGAAAAUUGUAACAAAAUUCAGGCCUUAAAUCGAAAUUCCGCUUCCAACAGUCACUAGAAUUUAGCUUUCUCUUGAAAAUGCAAAAAAAAAAUGUGAUAAAAUCAGUCCAGGGGUUACCUCAGAAAAAUGUUUUUGUGGUUUACAUGUAUUUGAAUAGGCUGCGUCGGAGUCGGGCCCGACCUAAAGCUUCCUCUUGAAGCAGAAUCUGAAGCCCACUCUGAAGUCGUCUCCUUUUACUUGCACUCCACUCUAGUUACAGCUGUGGAAUUUUUUAGCCUGGUGUGACAAACGUAUCCCUGCGAGCAGGAUGAUUGAGAUAGUUUUUUAGUGUUAUUAUUGACCCGCGUACUUCUAUAUAUUUUUGCAGUGAAUUGGUUUCACCGAAUAACAAAUCUUGAGUUAGAGCUCACCGCAUAAGGCACCAGUAUCUAUGAGAAUAUUCUGCAAUAUUCCCGGCGAUUUUAGAUUCUUUGCUAUCUUGUAGUUCGGCGCUUCGUCAUCAAAUUGCACGCGCAACGCGAACACUGUUGUGCACUCUGGAAGACCCGCGAGCGGCAAUGAUUAGGCUGGAAUGUUCUUCGAAAAAAAAAGUGAGAAUAGCCGAUACUCGUUAAUCGCAAAUGAUUUGUUCAACGAUCGACUCAUGUGCACAGCACUAUCUUUCUGCCCGAAUGUUACUUGUUUUGUUAGUUCCGGUUCACCCAAUAAAGUAUUUCAUGACUCACGGU